AUGGAUAUCAAGGUCAAAAGCCUCCCGAACCAAGAUUUGGUCAGAGGAUUUCCUGGUAUUCCAGCGACUUGGCCCCGUUUGGAGGGCACUGUUGAAAUUCGGUCACCUUCAUUAACAGUUCUUCAAAUAUCCCAAGUGUAUGUCGCACUCUACCGCACAGACACUAUCAACGUGCCCUCUGCACGGCCAGCUGGUAUGGCCGGUGUUAUUAAGCGCGACAAGUCGUACCUUAUUGGGGAAAAAAUUAAGCUUUUCCAGGCGUCAACUUUCCCAGCCUCUGGUGGCGAACUGGUGACCAACGGGACGACUGGAUCGUCUCAGUUGUCGUCAUCUUCAUCUGCUUCAUCAAAUUCAACAGCAAAUAAACGAUACGAUGAAGUACUAGGCCUUGAUCUUAACUUUUUGCUUCCACUUCCAAUAACUAAACAACUCCCAGCAUCCAUCUCGCUUCAGAAACGUGCAGUAGAAACGUCAUACCAACUUUUUGUUACUGUCAUUUAUGGGAAGCAACUGCUUACGCUCCACCAGCCUUUCCCAGUUCGAAUCAAGCGUUAUGAUAAGCUUUCUACUUAUGGACAGUUUCAUGUUCCACUUAAAGGUAAUAUCGUUUCGCCAGACCACCUAGUUGAGUUUGAGUACUCUAUCCCACAGUCAUCUUUUGGUCCGCGCGAUUCCAUCGUUUCAUAUGUAAAGAUAUUACCCAACCCAGAUCUUGGUGCAAAGUCCCGCAAAAUCAAGCUCCAGAGGCUCUCAGUUCAAGUCGUCGAAGUCAUUACUUUCAAUACAUCAGAAGUUAGCAGCGCUAGUUUUAUGUCAUCUUCAUCAUCAACCUCUAUUUCUUCAGGUGCCGGUGGCCUUUCAUCAAACGCACUUUCUCAUACGAUUUCUACAACAUCAUCAGCUUCUCUUUCCACAAUUAAUAGCCAUUCUUCUUUUUCUCAAGAUUCCUCUUCUGGUGAUGGCCCCAUUGAACGCCGCCGUAAACUUUGCAAGGCUACUAAUCAGCUUGAUAUUAAGCUACCUGAAUCUGGCUAUCGUUGCGAAAUUACCAUGGACUUCCCCACAACCGAUCUUCGCGAACCACGCGAAGUUUCUGGUGCUCUUGUCCCACAAACGCGCACGGACAUUCCUCUUAUUGCAAAUAAUUCUGGAUUCACAACAGCAGCACCAUUAUACAGGGUAGACUAUCUUCUUGUCUUUAAGGCAAAGUUUUCUCACUCCAAGGACAUUUUAAUUGAACAGCCCAUCACAGUCACUCCAUUUGAUCAUGUAAUGUGUGCUUCCCUCAUGAAGGCCAUUAAAAUCGCUGUCGAAGAGGCUAACGAGGCCUACCAGGAUAGAGAAGAGUAUGUCUUGAACUCUUCAGCCCCAGGGUCUCGCAAACAGGGACCUAACGGUGCACAGUCUUCUUCAUAUAUUGUUCUUGACAAGAAAACAGGUGAGACGAAAAAGGUCUUUGUUCCAACUGUCUAUAGACCAAACGAUACAAAUAGUUAUACAGCAUAUGGAGUUCAGCCUACCGGAGUUGGUCUUCUGGGAGGUGCUGCCAAACCUAUUCUUAUAAUUCGUUAG
Molecule: messenger RNA, 1572 nt
Organism: Magnusiomyces paraingens
Lineage: Eukaryota; Fungi; Ascomycota; Dipodascomycetes; Dipodascales; Dipodascaceae
Exons: 2
Coding region: 1-1572 (523 amino acids)
Biological process (GO): division septum assembly
Cellular component (GO): division septum
Source: RefSeq, a predicted model, not a curated record